Acytostelium subglobosum LB1 is the source of this 6123-nucleotide messenger RNA. RefSeq lists its product as hypothetical. The transcript is spliced from 6 exons. Gene Ontology annotation, biological process: ubiquitin-dependent protein catabolic process via the N-end rule pathway; protein ubiquitination. The coding region runs from base 1 to 6123 and encodes 2040 amino acids. Gene Ontology annotation, molecular function: ubiquitin protein ligase activity; zinc ion binding. Lineage: Eukaryota; Evosea; Eumycetozoa; Acytosteliales; Acytosteliaceae. Gene Ontology annotation, cellular component: cytoplasm; ubiquitin ligase complex. The record is from RefSeq and is a predicted model, not a curated record.
AUGAACCUCAGCAAUGUCCAUCUACCAUCGAUACCAAAGUACUUUAGUGAUCGGUGCGAUUCAGACGAUAAGACAGUGAUAAAGGACGAGGCGUUCUAUCAGGGUCUGUUGGAUCAAUGCAUGAUGUUGAUAAUAGGCGCCCCGUCGACAGUGGGCGUCGAGACCUUCUUCAACGAGCUACGCGACCAAGGUCUGCUCAAGUUCGGCACAUGCGACGUCACCUGGAACUAUGGUGACACUGCCUACAAGUGCAAGACCUGUCAACUAGACCCAACAACUGCCAUGUGCAUUGGUUGUUUCAAUGCAGGUGAUCACAAAGGACAUGACUAUGCACUACAGAGUGUAGGUGGAGGCUUCUGUGAUUGUGGAGACCCAACAGCCUUCAAGACAUCAGGCUUCUGCUCCAAGCACAAGGAACUGUCAGAGAUUAUUGAUAUCACAAAGUACCCAGAGCGCUUCAUCUUGGCGCUGUGCUACGUGAUCCAGUUCAUAUUGGAUCGCACGUAUAAGUUCUUUGAGGAGAAUCGCGAGAAGGAGAACGAGCUGUUUAUGGACUGGCUUCUCAAGCUGUCGCAGCGCGGCGACAUUGUCAAGAUCAUCGUCAUCAAAUACAUAGCCAACACCGAUAUUGGCCAGAUCACAGCGCUUCUGCCACCCUCCCCCUUCAACCCGCCACUGCUCCAGCAAUUCCUCGACCCGACCAAACACAACACGGUCAGCAGCGAGCUGAAGCAGAGCUUUGUCAACUUUUACUUCUUUAAGCGCUACUUCAUUCACCGCGCGCCCUGGAUGAAGCGCAGCUACAAGGUGAUCAAGGCCAAGGACGAGAUCGACCCGCCGCACUUUAGCUAUAUCAUUCACUUCCCCAGCAUCCCCAAGAGCCAGAUCUCGCGUCUGCGCACCGACAUUGGCUUCAUCUUGUCGAACCACGCCAUCGCGCGCAGCGUCGUCCAGAACGACGCGCUCGUGGCGCUGUGGUUCCGAAUGAUCUCGCUCGUGCAGGGAAUGAACCCCAACCUGCAGAACCGCCCCACGUCCGUGCAGGAGUGGGUGCCAUCGUUCACCUUUGACCUGUCGUUCUGCAACACGCUCUUCUCUCUCGUCGACGCCGUCGAUCGCAACAGGACAUCGAUCGAGCGCUUCCUGUUCCAGGCAUCACACACGCUUGGCCAAUGGAUCCUUGGCUGGAUAGCCGUACAUCAACAGAAGCUCGAGCAAAAGGGCACGAUCAAUCAGGUCAUUCAAGAGUCUAGCAAGACUGAUGGCUUCACCUAUCACUUGAUCUUGCACCGCGCCAUUGCCGCCAUUCUCUAUGUGGGCAUUAGCGAGUGUGGCCAGGAACUCACCGCCGCGGGCAAGCUCACUGGUACAUUCUCUCGCAUCGUCGGCGAGAACAGCCCCAUCUCAAUCAUUGACUAUGCCAAGUGCACGCUCUACCACCCACUUAAGCUGUUUGCAUCGUUGGGAGAGAUCAGGGCUGGCCUGUGGCGUUCACAUGGUCGCGAGGAGGACAUGUUCCUUCAGACGUCCAUGUACCAGAGUCUGUACUACCAGCGAUUCUACGACCUGGACAUUCUGAUGGUGCAGAUCGGAUCAGUGCUGUUGGGACCAAACCUAUUCAUGGAGCAGGCGCUGACUGAGUACAACCUGCAGGACUGGUUCAAGUUUGAGUCGCCCCUCAGCGCCUCGGGCAAGGAUGUUCCAGUCACCCCAGCCAAGUCACUCAGACAGAGUCAAGGUGGCGUCAAGACAGUCACAGCCACACCAUCCAAGCCACCAAAGGAUGAGACAAUCGAUGACAACAACAACAACAAUAACAACAACAACAACAAUAGCAAGGAGAUGAAGGAGAAGGAGAACAAAGAGAAGAAGGAGAAGAAAGAGAAGAAGAAGCAGGCAGAUGAGUUCAACAAGAGGAAGAUAUUGGCUGAGGACUUUAUUCAGUUCCUCAUCAUGGUGUCCACCAACAAGACCAUGUCUGGAAUGACCACACAGGAGAUCAUUCGCAAAGAGCUGGUACAUCGUCUGUGUCUUGGCGAUGCCACUCACUCACAGCUGACCAGGACCAUCAAGAGGACCCUUGCCACCCAUCCAGACUUUGACAAGAUACUCAACGACAUCGCAAUCUUCCAGAACCCACAAAAGACUGAGCAAGGAAAGUACCAACUCAAAGAAGCAUGCUGGGCUGAGUUUGAUCCAUACUUUGCACAUUACAACACGCAGGACUUGCAGUCGGCCGAGGAGAGAUUGACAGACUUUAACAACAAGACCAAGUCAAACAUUGCCCGUGGCACAUACAUCACUUACAAGACAUUGCCCUGCAUGGAGGACCUCGACACUCUGCUCUGCUCAAAGACUGUGCACCAAAUACUGCUCACAAUCCUCCAGAACCAUCUGGUCAGCUCGCAGCGCACCACCGAGACGCUGUUCAGCCAUGCCCUGCACGCACUCGAGCUGUGCAUCAUGCAGACUCAGACCAUGAUGUCCAGGACCAACGAGGCCGCUGCCGGUUCGACAUCCACAACAUCGACAUCAUCGACCACAAAGAAGAUGUCCACACCCCAAAAGGCGCCACCCAAGAGCACCCCUGCACUGGCCACUGACAUCGACUUCCCCUCGCCCAACAACAUCUUUACCAACGCCACGCACGAAGUUAACAUGGAGACAAAGAAGCUGAGCAUGAUCAUCGUGCUCGUCAAGCUGAGCUCGCAGCAGGGACUCAAUGCCGAGCACAAGCAGCAGAUCCAGAACAUCCUGAACAUUCUCAUGGAGAAUGACAACAACUGCAAGCAAGUCGUCGAGAACUACUGGCAAGCGAUUAGGGCCAAGAAGGCCAUCUCCACUCCAGGCAAGCGCGAGGAUCCCGAGGAGGAGAAGAAGAGGAUGGCAAAGGCUCGCCAGGCCGCCAUCCUGGCACAGAUGAAGACACAGCAGGCAGCCUUCAAGUUUGACGACGAUGACGACUAUGAGGACGAGGACGAUCAGGGCGCACAAGGCAGCUCGUCGCAGAAGGAUAAGAAAACUUCUGAGAAGGUCGACCCCAACCUGUUGAUUGUCGAUGGACAGGUACAGACACACACCUGCGCGCUCUGUCGCGAGGCAGGCUCACUCAAGCGUCCGAUGGGACGUGUGGCAUUCAUUCAGCGCUCGUCCAUCCUUAUGCUCUCCAAGCUGACGCCCGAGGAGAGGAACAAGCGAAUGACCGACGCGAUCCAACGCGAACUGGCCAAGUCAAACAAGGGCGGCGACAAGGAGAACAACGGCCCCGAGGAACACAUUGCCAACCAGAACAACAUCCACAACGCGCUCAACGAUCUGCUGGGCCAGAACGAGAUGGACGAGGACGACCUCGAGGACGUCGAGAUGAGGAGCGACGACGAGGACGACAGCGACGAUGAGGUCUCUGGCGCCAUCUCCUACCUCAACAAGAUAUCCAACUUUGGAGACUAUGGCGACAACAUGUUUGACGACAUGGACGACGAGUCAGAGAUGGAGAUGGACGACGAGUACUACGACCAGGAGGGCGACGAGGAAGAGGACGACGACGAGACCGACGAUGACGACGAUGACGAUGAUGAGGAAGGAGACGACCACCACGACGACAUGGGCAUGGAUGACGGACUGCAUGGCAUCCACUCCAAGGGUGGCAUGGACUAUGAUGACGGAUACUUCUCGUCCAUGGACGAUGACGAUUACUCAGACGAUGACGACGAGGUCAUCUACGACUUUACCAACGACGAGGAAAUGGACCGUCCAAUACAGACCAGCACCAGCACAACGUCCACCAGUGGCAUCAACCUAGUCGACACUGUCCUCAAUCUCAAUACCCAUCCAGCGCCAGCCGCCCCAGGUGGUGCCAAUCCUAACCCCAUCAAUGAGGACUUCCUUCGUCUUGUCCAGGACGUGCGCCAACAUUUGGUCAACCAAGGUGUGGUUGAUAAUGGACGCGGCGAAAGAUCCAUUGGUGUAAGAAUCACCCCAGAUGGAAGAAUAAGCUUCGCCGAGCACGGCCAUGGUCAUGCUCACGGUCAUGGUCACACACACGGACAUAGUGGUGGCGGCGGUGGUGGCGGUGACGACGGAGGCGACGACCACGGUGGCGAUGGCGACGAUGACGACGAAGAACUUGUCGAUGUCAACGAUCUGUUUGACGAUCCAGAGAACUUCUACGGCGACAAUGACGACAUGGACGAUCUGGUCACCCAGUACGAGGAGCAGAUGGACGCAGUGCGCGGCAACCCAUGGUCGGACAAGUUCAGCACUCAGGAGCUCUUCAGGAACACUGAGGAGUCAGUCAACCUGCACAUGUCCUUCUGUGGCCAUCAGAUCCACGAGGACUGCUUCACCGAGUACUCAUGGUCACAGCUCAAGAACCAGAACUAUGAGAGCGAGGAGCUUGUCGAUCCCCAGCGUGGUGAGUUCCAGUGUGUCCUAUGCCGCAGACUUGGUAACGCCCUGGUGCCCGUCAUUCCUGACUCGGGAUUCUCGGCCCCCGCCGACUCGGCAACCCCCGUGCCCGCGCCACAGAACACUGACGAUGCCUACCGCACGUUCUUGACGCAGCUCCAAUCACAGCUCACUACUGAGCAAUCGUCCAAGACACUCGACUCCUUGAAGCCUGUCAGACAGGCCAUCGACCAGUUUGCAUCGCGAAUCUACUCGGUCGAGCAUCAGAUCAGCUUCAUCCACUCAGAGUCCAAUGAGAAGGUGCUCCCAUUCAUCGCCUCCUCAAUCGCAUCGACAAUCGCCGACACCGAACUGGCAAUUAGAGUGAGCGAAGAUGACAAUACAUCAUUCUCCUUAUCGAUUGCCAAGCCAAGACAGCUACCUCUGUUUGGCAUGUCCGAGUCGAAUCGUGUCGACAUCAGAUCGUUGUUCCGUGCCUCAGUCGCGCACGUCAAGACCCACACACCUCAGCAAUGGGAGGGAUGCGUGCUCUGGAACUCAAUCAGUGGCCAGACUGCCAUGGCAAUGCCCGUGCUGGAAGAGAUUGCCGACGAGGACGCAGAGAAGAUCAAGACUCGCGAGGAGCAACAGAAGAAGAUGGACCAAGAGCACUUCCCACCCCUGCUCUCACUGGACCUCUAUCACACCUUUAUCCAGACAUACCUGCGCACGUCUGCCCAGGACCACACCGUGGUGACGGCUAACGAGCGAUUCUACCUCAUGACCAAGAUGUUCUUUGACGCAUUGGUCACUCAAUCAAUCUUUAGCCACUUCAAGAGCUUUGACGACAAUGCCAAGAGCGAGAUGUUCAUCAGCGAGGUGAACAAGUUGAUCACGACACCCAAUGACAACCAGCAAACGAUCAGCACGAUGCCCAAGCACCUGGUGGACAUGAUCCGCUCGCACUGCCUCAUAUACCUGCGAAAGUGCUCGCUGUUCCUCUACGCCUGCCUCAACGUCGACCCCACCCAACUGGCACUGAACCAACCAGAAAUCAACGACGAGAUCGAGACCGAGCUGCUGAUGGCCUACCUCUGCCUGCCCGGUCCAUUCGAGACACACCUGAUCAAGGUGAUCAACACCCUGAUCACUCACUCCAGCACACUGGUGCCCUUGGUCUCAUUGUGGGCCGACCAGAUGCUCUCAUCGUACGCCAUCUAUCUCAGCAGCGUCGAGCCCAGCGCCAGCGAGGGCACCUCCACGCCACUCUCCAUCAUCUCUUCGCCCACCAUCCCCAAGCCAUUCCUGCUCAUUGAUCUGGCCAAGAACUACGACACACUUUCCCAACACUACGCCACCGUCCCAUGUCAGCAAUGCAAGACCAUCUCCAGCACGCAAGCCCUCUGUCUCAUCUGUGGUACCCUCUGUUGUCUUGGUGGAUGUUGCAAGAGAUUCCUUGAUCAAAAGAAUGAGUGUAUAUUGCAUGCUGAGCGUUGUAACGCAGGCACAUGUAUGUUCCUUGUGAUCAAGUCCAGUUCAAUAUUGUUGUUGCAUUUGCCAAGAAGGACUUAUUGGUUCUCCCCAUAUCUUGAUGAUCAUGGUGAGGAGGAUGCCAACCUGCGUAGAGGCAAACCAUUGUUCCUCAACGCCGGUCGUUACAAUCAAUUGAACUCACUACUCAUCAAGCAUCAAAUAGAUCAAGACAGCAAGAUUGCAGAGCAUACUAUAAGAGAAUAA